CGGUCUCCAUUUUAACUCCUCGCCCAGCCUGCACCUCACGUGUCCUGGACUGUCUUUCUCACAUGACCCGUGUGUUUGUCCCCGUGAUCAGCGCUUCCAUCUCCCGUAUUUCAAGUGUCGCUGAAUAUUGCGAUUUUAAAUCCGCUCGCCUUCAUGGAUAUGCUCGAACAGAGCUUGGACACCUCGACGAGUCACGAGAAACAGGAAACUGAGGAGGUUGUUCAACUACAGGAAGCAGAGGGGGUGGGGGCCGAGGAGCAGGCGGCGGUUACCAUAGCGAGCGUCCAGCAAGCAGCAGCGUUUGGAGACCAUAAUGUUCAAUACCAGUUUCGCACAGAGAGCAAUGGUGGACAGGUGACGUAUCGCGUGGUCCAGGUCACAGAAGACCACUUGGACUCAGCAGUAGAUGGAGGAGCUGCAGUCAGUGUGGUGUCUACGGCUGCUUUUGCAGGAGCACAGCAGGCAGUAGCGCAGGCCGUUAUCCAGAACCCCUUCAAUGGAGGCAGUCCAGCAGGGGAGGCGGUGGGUGGAGAAACGCGCUUUGCCUACUUUCCUGCAGCGACUGUCAGCGAUGGUACAGCUGUGUCAGUGCAGGCCACGUCUGAUCCAACUCUUACACAGGCUGGAGGCCAGUUUUACGUGAUGAUGAGUCCACCAGAUGUGUUACAGACUGGCACACAGCGGACCAUCGCCCCUCGUACGCACACUUACUCCACAGACCUCGGUGAUCGUGAGACUCUUCAUCACAACAGCUCAGACUGGAAAAUUGAUGGACCCCGAGCACCUCGUGAUGAGAGAAGGAGAGCACAGCAUAAUGAAGUGGAAAGGAGGAGAAGAGACAAAAUCAACAACUGGAUUGUUACACUAUCUAAAAUCAUCCCUGACUGCAAUAUGGAUAAUACCAAAACGGGAGCGAGUAAAGGAGGUAUCCUGUCUAAAGCUUGUGACUACAUUAGAGAACUCAGACAGACUAACCAGAGGCUACAGGAGAGCUAUAAAGAGGUGGAGAGAAUACAAGUGGAUAAUGAGCUACUUAGACAACAGAUUGAAGACCUGAAGAACGACAAUGCACUGCUUCGAGCUCAAUUACAACAGCACGGCCUGGAAAUGAACGAAACUACAUCACAGUGACAAAAAAACAUUAACCAGCUAGAGACUCGACAGCAAAGCGGAUUUAUAACCCCCACGAACUCACUUGCUCACGUCUCAUCACAGACUUCAGAUAUUUAGCUGUUCAGUAGGAUAUGAAUGCGUAUGUUACACAGACAAAAGACUUUGACAGUAGUGAAAAUGUACCUGCUGUAAAAGCACACUUUGGUUUCUCUUUCACUCCUACGAGAACCCGGGACCCUGGACUCACUCAGUAUGGAAUUACCCACCUGCAUCCGGCUUUCAACAGAUCUUUGUCCUAUUUUGAUUAUUGGAACCAGUUAUAUGCCUGCUCAUGCCUAAUGGUCAUCAUUUUUUGUUUUGUUUAAUACACUUUUAUGACAGAA
Messenger RNA from Misgurnus anguillicaudatus (oriental weatherfish), 1496 nucleotides. RefSeq names its product upstream transcription factor 2, c-fos interacting (gene usf2). The record is from RefSeq and is a predicted model, not a curated record. Gene Ontology annotation, biological process: regulation of transcription by RNA polymerase II. Lineage: Eukaryota; Metazoa; Chordata; Actinopteri; Cypriniformes; Cobitidae. Gene Ontology annotation, molecular function: DNA-binding transcription factor activity, RNA polymerase II-specific; protein dimerization activity; RNA polymerase II cis-regulatory region sequence-specific DNA binding.